Molecule: messenger RNA, 4426 nt
Organism: Danaus plexippus (monarch butterfly)
Lineage: Eukaryota; Metazoa; Arthropoda; Insecta; Lepidoptera; Nymphalidae
Gene: Not3
Product: CCR4-NOT transcription complex subunit 3
Exons: 15
Coding region: 338-2605 (755 amino acids)
Biological process (GO): nuclear-transcribed mRNA poly(A) tail shortening; regulation of DNA-templated transcription
Cellular component (GO): nucleus; P-body; CCR4-NOT core complex
Source: RefSeq, a predicted model, not a curated record
UGCGCCUGCGCACUUGACUGAUGGUCUACGCGACGUACCUAAAAUCAUAUUGUGGAAAAUUUGAAGUUUGUUGUUUUAGUGACAACUUAUCCAUAAUUAUUUAUGAAAGCUUCGCGCUAAUUACCAUUCCAGGCGCGAGACAGAAUUAUUCUGUGACGGUCAGCCUGGAUGCGUUCAGUCACUAACAGUUCGAGCGGUGUACGGUAGCCAUCUUGGAUUCGAACAAAGCUUCAGAUGUGUAGUUUGUCUGUUUAUCAAUAAUUUUUGUGCAUUUUACUGUAAAUAGUUUGUAUGUUUAGGAUAUGUACGGAACGUUCGUCCACAUGUGUAAAUAGCUAUGGCUGCGACAAGAAAAUUACAAGGUGAAAUAGACAGGUGUUUAAAAAAGGUCACGGAGGGGGUGGAGACGUUUGAGGACAUCUGGCAAAAGGUACACAAUGCGACGAACAGUAAUCAAAAAGAAAAGUAUGAGGCGGAUCUCAAAAAGGAGAUUAAAAAGCUUCAGAGGCUACGAGAUCAGAUUAAGUCAUGGAUCGCCUCGGGCGAAAUUAAGGAUAAGAGUACACUUUUAGAAUAUAGGAAACUAAUAGAAACGCAAAUGGAAAGGUUCAAAGUUGUGGAACGGGAAACAAAAACGAAAGCAUACUCUAAAGAAGGGCUCGGUGCGGCGCAAAAGUUGGACCCUGCCCAGAAGGAACGAGAGGAAAUGUCAUCAUGGCUAAUAUCUUCAAUAGAUGCACUUAAUUUACAGAUUGAUCUUUUUGAGUCUGAAGUUGAGUCACUGUUAGUUGGUAAGAAGAAACGUCUGGACAAGGAGAAACAGGAUCGUAUGGAGGAACUCAAGCUCAAGUUGGAAAGGCACAGGUUCCACAUAAAGAAGCUAGAAACCUUACUCCGAAUGCUAGACAACAUGUCCGUAGAAGUGGAACAGAUGUUACAGAUAAAGAGAAUAAAAGAAGAUGUUGAGUACUACAUAGUAUCAUCGUUAGAGCCAGGGUACGAAGAGAAUGACUACAUCUACGAAGACAUUAAUGGCCUGGACGAGAUCGAGCUCAGUGGAGUGGGACUGCCCUCGUCGGCUACAACGGAUAGCAAUAAUAGUAACGAUUCACCCGGUUCACCCACCAGUAUACUCUCAGGAACGAGUCCCGUGACGUCACCAUCGCUAGACACACACAACCACACGACGGAUUCCAUAGACGUUGACAAAAAGAAAAAAGAAGAUAUUACAACUAAACCUAUCAAGCCGCUGCCGCUCCGUGCGGUGACGUGCGUCAGUCCGGCUAACGUUAGUUCCUUGCUCAAUAACUCCGCCGCAUCCAAUAGCAGUAUAAACAAUUCUGUGACGUCGGUGACUUCGCUGUCGGGGUCUUCGACGCCCAGCAAGCCCGCGCCGCCGUCCCCGCACCCCGCCCCGCCCGCGCCGCAUCCCGCCCAGACCCUGCCGCCGGCGACGCACCCCGCGCCCCACACACCCGCCUACCCCGUACCCAGGGUACCCGAGGUAUUGGAGAAUGGUCCCGUGUCGAGCGCUGUCCUUACUCAGCUGCCGGCGCACCCCGUUCUCGUACACGCGUCUCACCCAGUGUCUCACCCCGUGUCGCACCCUACAUCGCACCCCGUGUCUCAUCCUGUGUCACACCCUGUGUCACACCCCGUGUCACACCCUGCGCCGGCGCCAGCGCCGGUACCUACGUCAAAGAGUUCAUCUGUAACGACGUUGUCGUCGUCGACGGCGGUCGUCAACUCGUUGUCUCACAACGCGUCCGGAGCCCCGUCGCCCGCGCCGCCGGCGCCCUCGGCCUCUGCCCCCAUCCCCGCGACAGCGACCGCGCCCCCACCAGCGACCGCUCUCAACGGACCCACGCUGGCCGUAGCACAGGAACACACGCAGUAUGUUAACAAUGUGAGGGCGCUGUCUCCGCCGGCGGUGAGCGGGAACACUACCGCCAACAGCAUGGACAGCGGCGUCACAGGAACCGCCUCGCUGAAGAGCAUGGCCCAGGAGGCCGUGCAGAGAGCGGGGCUCGACCACCACCACACGCAGGCGACGGGUACAGUCGGCUCGCUAACAGGAGGCACGGGCGCCAGGCGAGGCACAGCACUCUCCCAGGCGCUCAUUCCGCCCAUACUGGGAGUGGCGCCGCUGGGACCACUGCCACUUAAUAAUGACCACCAGGUGCAGUUCCAGAUGAUGGAGGCGGCGUUCUACCACAUGCCGCAUCCAUCAGACUCGGAGCGCACCCGAGUCUACCUGCCCAGGAAUAUUUGUCAGACACCGUUAUAUUACAAUCAGGUGUUACUACCCCACUCAGACUCAGUAGAGUUCUUCCAGCGGUUGUCGACAGAGACGCUGUUCUUCGUGUUCUACUACAUGGAGGGGACCAAGGCGCAGUACCUGGCGGCAAAAGCGCUCAAGAAGCAGAGCUGGCGCUUCCACACCAAGUACAUGAUGUGGUUCCAGAGACACGAGGAGCCCAAGGUUAUCAAUGAGGAAUACGAACAGGGCACAUACAUUUACUUCGACUACGAGAAGUGGGGCCAGCGGAAAAAAGAAGGCUUCACGUUCGAGUACAAGUACUUAGAAGACCGCGACCUGAACUGAGCGCGCUCGCCCCGUGCCCCCGGCCCCCGAGGCUCCGCCGCCCGCCGGCCCCGCGGGCCCCCGCCAGCCGCCAGCCGCCAGCCGCCCGGCGGCCCCAGGCCCCGGCAGGUCGCCGAACAUUUCUCCGUCAUUCCGUUACCGAGUAUUAUAUUUAUGGACGGUUCAUAUAAUCUCUGUGAUGAUUGGUGAACUGCGCCCGCUUUAAUCGUGUAAGACUACUCAGCGACGGCCGCGGGCUCCUUUUGUAUCAUAAUUUCACUCUUCUGGCAGAGGAAUAACGAAUUUGUUAGCGAAAGAUAUCAUGUGAUGCGAUAAGUUUAGUGAACAUUGUGAUAUCGGUAUAGGCACCCGCAGCGCGCUCCGACCACCCGCGGGCCGCUCCCCGCUGUCUGUUGGACUCGACGGAGCGUCAGGCAGCGUCAUGAAUCAUGUUUUAUAUGGAAUCUCAAUUUUAUAAGAUUUUAUAAACGUCAUGGAUAUAUCGGAUGUGAACGUCGGCUAGGAAAAAUACAUCGAAUGUACAAAUGUAAGACAUAUUUUGUAUGAAGACACUUCACAGCCCGCACCCGUCGGGGGGCGAUGGUGUGUUACAUAGACUAAGAGUCCAAUAAAACGAUGCUAGUCAUAGUAUUCGAACGGGGCGGGGCGGCGAGCGCGGGCCGCGGGGGGUCCGAUGGCGCUGCGGGGGAUUUGUUUUAAACUUAUGUAGCGACUGGAAUUAGAUUGGAAUUAUAUUAAGAGCCGGCCGGCGAGUACCGCCCGCGACCCGGGAGACCCGGUGGUGUUGACGUCCGUCUGUUGGACCUUUUGUAUUUAGAUGUUACCCUUUGUCACUUCCCUGAUAUGUGAACUCGUUCCGAAGUAUGGUAUAACAGGUUACUCGAGGUUGUACGGCUAUGUUUAAGUGCCUAAAUGUCUUCCUAGAAGGAAACUGGAUCGGUUCUCACCUAACCUGUCGCUUUUAUGGUCUCUCUACUACAUCACCCGGGGUACUCGCCCGUCGGCACCGUCGAUAGCUAGGACAUCUCCAGGAUGAUGUUACCGAUAUACUUUUUCACCUCCGACACUACCUUAGCAUAAAAAUUAUUGUAAAUCUAUUAUUUAGUGCAUUUAAAUUGAACAAAAUUCGUAGAAGAACUAUUCGAGCGUGUACAUAAUCACUGCCAUGUGUAUUUUAUUUAUAAAUAUAGUGUAUCGGAAAAAGUAAAUAGGAUUGCUGGGAUCGUACUUAUUUAUUUGUGAUAUUAACUUGUAUAGAGCGAGGUGAAAGAGUAUAUGUCUGCAUGUCUACGGAAUAGAGCUGCCAGAUGGUGCGAGCCGCCGAUCCGAUACAAGUGAAAUAUUCCUAUUGUGGGAGCAGAGAGGGUGACUGGAGGCGGCGCGGCGGGAGCGCGUGUGCUCGAGCUCGAGCCGGCGUGGCGCGAAUCGGCCGCGCCCGAGCUCGAGCACACGCGGCGAGGCGCCGCUGGGGACGGGCGGUCGAGCGGUGAACGGCGAGAGCGCGUGAUCUCCUUAUUCCGUGCGUGGUGUUGAUAGUUUUCAUUUUUGUAAAAAGUCUAUCGUGAGAGAACAUGAAAUGAGGUAAAUAAUAAUUUAAAAAAAUAUCUGUACAGUUCUAUUUGUAUAGAAAUAAUAAAUAACGAUUAAACAUUAAAAAACAUGUUGUGAUUUCUUCUUAACGGUUAGUCUGUAAGAGCGUCGGUUUAGGGCGUCGCCUCGUUUUGGGGCGGGCGCGUUUUAUCGCAUUUCUUUUUAUUUAUUUUUUUAUUUGAAAGAGAUGACUGUUUACUUUGUAGAAUAAAUUGUAAGAAAGCAUUGAAA